This is a messenger RNA of Amorphotheca resinae ATCC 22711, 1155 nucleotides long. RefSeq names its product glycoside hydrolase family 53 protein. The transcript is spliced from 4 exons. Gene Ontology annotation, molecular function: glucosidase activity. The record is from RefSeq and is a predicted model, not a curated record. Gene Ontology annotation, biological process: pectin catabolic process. The coding region runs from base 1 to 1155 and encodes 384 amino acids. NCBI's taxonomy places the organism in Eukaryota, Fungi, Ascomycota, Leotiomycetes, Helotiales, Amorphothecaceae.
AUGUAUCUUUGGAGUUUCAUCUUACUGGUUGUGGCCUUGGUGGCAGCAACGCCACAAUCUGCUGGGCAAGACAUGUUACAGCCAUUCUUCUACAAGGGUCAUGAUUUGAGUUCCCUAAAAAUGCUUGAAGAAGGCGGAUACGUAUAUAAAGAUACUGCUCGCAACAACCAAACAAGAGCAGCUGAAGAUAUACUUGGAGACGGUGGUAUGAAUAGCGUCCGGCUACGGAUAUGGGUCAAUCCAGUCGGUGGAACGUAUGGGCUGCAAUACAAUCUGGAUCUCGCCAAGCGGUUUCAAGAUAAAGGUUAUAAGAUCUAUCUUGAUUUCCAUUUCUCGGACUCCUGGGCAGAUCCGAACAAGCAACCGCCACCAGCGGCCUGGCCGAAAACCCUGGGCCCACUUGCCUUGACUCUCCGUCAAUAUGUCAAAGAUACACUUGUAUCUUUCCAUGACGCCGGUAUCGACCUAAGUUUAGUCGCCCUCGGGAAUGAGAUCCGUCACGGUAUGCUUUGGCCCUUGGGUUACGCAGACGUAGAUGUUGAGCCAUGGCCUGCGACGGUUGCAAAUUUCUCGAACCUUGCUACACUUUGGAAAGCAGCACGAGCAGGUGUUGACGAUGCAAUCUUUAUGGGGGUUCCCAAACCUGCCGUGCUAAUCCACAUUGAUGAUGGCUGGAACUUGACGCUUCAGCAACGCUGGUUUGGUGCUCUGACAGAGAAUGGGAUUCCGACAACAGCCUGGGACGUAUUCGGGUUCAGCUUUUACCCUUUUUAUGGCACGGCAGCUACUUUUGAUAAUCUCAGAACGACUUUGCAUACUCUUGCUAAGGAGUACGGAAAGCCACUCCAGGUUGUUGAGACGGACUACCCCGCAAUCUGCAAUGGAGAAUUCGAACCCAUUCCGCCAUCCUCUGAGCCGGAAAUUCCGUACAGUAUUGCUGGACAAACGAGCUGGACAGAUGAUGUGAUCAGCAUCGUCCAGCAGGUUCCGUAUGGACUUGGGCAAGGAAUCCAUUAUUGGGAGCCUGCUUGGUUGAACAACACUAGCCUUGGAAGUGACUGCAAUGAUGCCAUCUUGUUUACUGCGGACUACAGUAACUUGACCGAACCAGUUGGGUACUCAAGGAGUUCGGUGGGCAUGUUCAGGGUAAAAUGA